AUGCUCGUUCUUUACGAAACCUCUGCAGGUUACGCCUUGUUUAAGCUUGUCAAGGACAAUAAAUUAGAUAAGCCUGAAGAGCUCUACAAGGAAUUUCAAGAUGCCGAAAGCGCUAACAAUGUCGUUAAAUUAAAGGCAUUUGAAAAGUUUGAAAACACUACUGAUGCUUUAUCUGCAGUAACUGGUAUUGUUGAAGGAAAGAUGCCCAAGAACUUGAAGAAGUUUUUGCAAUCAGAAAUCAAAGAUAUGAACAAGGAACAAUUGAUUAUUAGCGACCCUAAAUUAGCUUCUUCUGUUAGUAAAAAAUUAGGCAUUAAGGUAUUGUCUGAUGGUACUGUCCAAGACCUUUUCAGAGGUAUUCGCGAGCAAUUCGAAUCUUUAGUCACCGGCCUCUCUCAUUCUGAUCUUGCUGCUAUGUCCCUUGGUCUUUCUCACUCACUCUCUCGUUAUAAGCUCAAGUUCAGCCCUGAUAAGGUUGAUACUAUGAUUGUUCAAGCUAUUGCUUUGUUAGAUGAUCUUGACAAAGAACUCAAUACAUAUGCCAUGCGUUGCAAGGAAUGGUACGGAUGGCACUUUCCUGAAAUGAACAAGAUUAUUGUCGACAACCUUGCUUUUGCCAAAGUUGUAAAGACUAUGGGAUACCGUACCAACGCUAAAGAUGCUGAUUUAUCCGCCAUUCUUCCUGAAGAACUUGAAGCUGAAGUUAAGGAAGCUGCUGAAAUUUCUAUGGGAACUGAAAUUUCUGAAGAAGAUUUGCAAAACAUCUUUGGCCUCUGUGACCAAGUUAUCACCAUCACUGAAUACAGAAACCAAUUGUAUGAAUACUUGAAGAACCGUAUGAAUGCUAUUGCACCCAACUUGACUGCACUCGUUGGUGAAUUAGUUGGUGCUCGUUUGAUCUCUCAUGCUGGUUCCCUUAUGCAACUCUCCAAGCAACCUGCUUCUACUAUUCAAAUUUUGGGUGCUGAAAAAGCACUUUUCCGUGCCUUGAAGACAAAACACAACACACCCAAGUACGGUUUGAUCUACCAUGCUUCUUUAGUUGGUCAAGCUGGCCCCAAGCAUAAGGCCAAGGUCGCUCGUUUACUCGCUGCCAAGACUGCUUUGGCUCUUAGAGUUGAUGCCCUGGGAGAAACAGAAUCUAACGAAGUUGGUGCUGAUGGUCGUAGCAAGGUUGAAGCUCGUAUUGAUUUGUUAGAAGGUCGCUUCGCCGCCAAGGCCAACAAGGAUACCUCCAUUCAAAAUCAAUCCAAGUUCAAGUUGAAUAAGGUGCAAGCAUACAAUGACAGUGCUGACGUAGCCAUGACUGAAGCAGCACCAGAAGCAGAGACAAAUGCCAAGAAGAGAAAGGCUGAUGAAGUUGAAGAAGAUGAAGAGCCAGUUGAAAAGAAGGCAAAGAAGGAGAAGAAAGAAAAGAAGGAGAAGAAGGAUAAAAAGGAGAAGAAAGAGAAGAAGGAAAAGAAAGAAAAGAAAAACAAAGAUUAG
Rhizopus microsporus ATCC 52813 is the source of this 1485-nucleotide messenger RNA. RefSeq names its product nucleolar RNA binding protein. The transcript has 3 exons. The record is from RefSeq and is a predicted model, not a curated record. Bases 1 to 1485 code for a protein of 494 amino acids. Lineage: Eukaryota; Fungi; Mucoromycota; Mucoromycetes; Mucorales; Rhizopodaceae. Gene Ontology annotation, molecular function: snoRNA binding. Gene Ontology annotation, cellular component: box C/D methylation guide snoRNP complex; small-subunit processome.